AUGUCAAAUCAAAGUAGCAACGCAUUCAGAAGCUUUGACGACGUUGACAGCAACACGGAAGACAAUGACUAUCAUGGUCAUACGCUUAUAUUCGAUUCGAGUAUAAUGCAUAACUUCGAAGAUGGAAACAGUGAGGAGGGGAGUGAUGAAGAAUACGAAGAUUGUGAAGACGAUAUUGAGGCGGAUAAUGAUAACAAUGAGCUUAUAAACGAAGAUAUAUUAAUAUCCGAAUCUGAAACAUGUGAUUCAUUAACACCAUGUGUCGUUCUUGAGAAACGGAAUGAGGUUGUGGAAGUACAAGAAAUUUGGAAUCUCAUAGGCGCGUGGGAACUCGAUAGUCAAGCCGUGGAUGUAAAUAAACAAGUAGAACGGCUUGGACACCAAUUCCGGCUAGGAGAACAGAGUGACAAAGCCUGCGCUAACACAGGAAAACAUGCAGGAGAUAUAACAACAUCACUGGAAUUACUCGGAAACAUGGUAUUACAUGUGGCCAAGAAAGAUGACAGCCCAUUAAAGGAGAGAGUUUUAAGAUAUACAGUACAAAUGUUGCAGGCUUUACAAGAAAGUGAACCAGAGACAUCUGAUAGAGCCCCAAUACCAAGACCAUUUGUAAUUAGGACAAUCUUAAAAAACCAUGGAAUGUCUCCAGAAAGUCUUAAUUAUAAUAAUAUUAUUAAUACUACAAUAACCUGA
This is a messenger RNA of Paraglomus brasilianum, 693 nucleotides long. NCBI's taxonomy places the organism in Eukaryota, Fungi, Glomeromycota, Glomeromycetes, Paraglomerales, Paraglomeraceae. The record is from the annotation of a GenBank genome assembly.